AUGAAUAUAUAAUAGUUUGGUAUUGUUUUUAGAGAAAAUUAAUAUUGUCAGCUGAAAUUUUAGAUUAAAAAAUCAUAAUGUCGAGAUGAAAAGUGCAAGGAAAUCAUAUAAUAAUUAAUGGCAAAAAAUACAUUUUUAAAGAAUCAUGCUCUUUUUAUUUUUGAAAAGAACCUUGUUAGAAUAUAGAAAGCAGUGAUAAUUCUGAAUAUGUAAAAAAAUUUAAAUUAAUAUAAGCUAGCCCAAGGUAGAUAUUUUGAUGUAAGUAGAAUUUAAUUAAAAGACAUAACAUGCGUAAUUUUCUGCUUAAGUAGGAUGA
Molecule: messenger RNA, 316 nt
Organism: Paramecium octaurelia
Lineage: Eukaryota; Ciliophora; Oligohymenophorea; Peniculida; Parameciidae
Source: the annotation of a GenBank genome assembly